AUGCCUGAGAAUGAGCCCGCGCCCGGGAUGGAUGCCAGCCGACCCUCCGAAGAACCCUUAGGUGCCCGAAACAAAACCCCGGAAAGCCAGGAAGAGGAGAUGGGGUUUCAGGAACUGGAUGGUCUGCGGGAAGCCUUGGCAAACCUCCGGGGACUGUCGGAGGAGGAGAAGAGCGAGAAGGCCAUGCUUCGCUCCCGCAUCCACGACCAGUCCCAGCUCAUCUGCAUCCUGAAGCGGAGGUCGGACGAGGCGCUGGAGCGCUGCCAGAUCCUGGAGCUGCUCAACGCGGAGCUGGAGGAGAAGGGGGCGCUGGAGGCCGAGAAGCUGAAGGCCAAGAGCGAGCACGCCCGGAGGCUGGAGGAGCGCUUUAUGACCCUGGCCGCCAACCACGAGGCCAUGAUCCGCUUCAAGGACGAGCACAAGAGUCAGAACAUCAAGCUGAGGGAGGAGAAUGAGAAGUUGAGGCUGGAGAACACCAACCUCUUCAGCCAGGCUCUGAAGGACCAGGAGGCCAAGGUCCUGCAGCUCACUGCCGGGAGCCAGGCCCUGGCCGAGGAGCUGGAGACUCUGAAACGGAGGUGUGCCCAGGAUGCCAGCCGGGCACAGGCCCGAGAGAAGGAGCUGCUGGAGCUGCAGACCCAGCAGGCAAGCGCCCACACCAAGGAGACAGAGCAGCUGCGCAGCCAGCUGCAGAGCCUCAAGCAGCAGCACCAGCAGGCCGUGGAGCAGAUGGCCAAGGCCGAGCAGGCCCACAGCAGCCUGAGCCAGGAGCUGCAGGCCAGGCUGCAGGUCGUCACUCGGGAGAAAGAGGAGCUGCUACAGCUGUCCAUGGAGAGGGGCAAGGUGCUUCAGAUCAAGCAAGCAGAGAUCCACCAGCUUGAGGAGAAGUUGGAGACAGCGGAUGCGGCCAGGAGACAGGCGCUGGAGAGGUUUGAGCAAGAGGUGGUGGCUGUGAACAGUAACUUGAGAGUCCGGGAACUUCAACGCAAGAUAGAUGGGAUCCAGCAGGCCUACGAUGAACUCAGGCUGCAGUCUGAAGCCUUCAAAAAGCACAGCCUGGAUCUUUUAAGCAAGGAGAAAGAACUCAAUGCCAAACUCCGCCAUCUCUUCCCAUGAGGAAGCUUCUGCUUCCUCUGGCCUCCAAUUUAGGAUUCAGAUAUUUGUGCCUUGGCAUCAUGGCAAGAGUAAAAGAUGGUUUUCCAUUUAUUAUAUUUUUAAGCACGGAGGGCAACGCAAAGAAAAGCUACUUUUUACUCUGAUACUGUUGUUAACUUUGUAAGGCUAACACUAAUUUUCUGUCCUACCACUUUAGAAUACAUGAUUUACCAGA
Miniopterus natalensis is the source of this 1330-nucleotide messenger RNA. It is a transcript of the gene CCDC89, whose product is annotated as coiled-coil domain containing 89. The record is from RefSeq and is a predicted model, not a curated record. Lineage: Eukaryota; Metazoa; Chordata; Mammalia; Chiroptera; Miniopteridae.